CUCCGCAGGUCCGUCGCCUAGACAACCGACUGCAGCUCGAUGGAGACGCCACCGGACGGUAUAGUGGGGCCGGAACCAGGAACGCUGAGCCCGGAGCAACUGCAACAGUUGCGAGAUUUCAAGAUCCAGACUCGGAUCGCAAAUGAAAAGUACUUGAGGACCCACAAAGAGGUAUCGCUGCUCAUUAGCGGCUUCUUCAGAGAAGUGCUUCUGGAAAGACCAGACAACAUCCUCGAAUUUGCUGCGCACUAUUUCACCGAUCCAAGACUUCCAGAGGAGAUUCACAUGCAGCUAAUUAAAGAGAAGAAAGGAGCCUAAUUAGCAAAGGCCCGAUGCUCAGCUGCUGAGAGAAGGCAGAAGGAAUCCAGCCUUGGGUGGGUGUUAGCGUCACUCUUGUGAAAAGCGACACCGGCUCACGGGUCCAGGCGGUGAAAGAAUGCAAGUGGGCAAACAAUGGAGCAACGUGGUACA
Molecule: messenger RNA, 471 nt
Organism: Acomys russatus (golden spiny mouse)
Lineage: Eukaryota; Metazoa; Chordata; Mammalia; Rodentia; Muridae
Gene: Riiad1
Product: regulatory subunit of type II PKA R-subunit domain containing 1
Exons: 4
Coding region: 40-318 (92 amino acids)
Source: RefSeq, a predicted model, not a curated record